AUGGCUUCUUCGGUGAACAACAUCGCAGCCACAUUCGCAACGGUCCCAAUAACAUCGUCUUCAUCAUCACCUUCAUCAACCAAUUAUUCAUCGAAUCAGACGGCCUUCGCUCAUCCAAUCUCACCCAAACCCAUCUCCAUUUCAUGGAACCCCCACUCCUCCCUUCCUUCCUCCCACAAAUCCUCCCUCCUUCACCUCUACGGGCCCCCCGGCCCCCCUCCACCACUCUCCGCAGCCCAUCGCCGCCGCCGCAAAAUCAACCAUCACCACCUCCCUCCUCCCACUUCUCUCCUCCCAAAUCUAACCUUCUCUUUCUUGGAUCGAAACCACAAGCUUCAAACCACGAAUCUCUCCAUCCUUUCCAAAUCGAAGAGGCUCCUUCUCGUCGGAGUCUCGGCCGCGUUCUCGCCGAUCUGCGCGCGGUUCGUCAAAAGCGUAGUCGACUCGGCAAAGUCGAAGCUGGCGGAUUUGAUCGCGUGCGUCGCGGUCAACAACGUGUUCGUCAUGAAAGCCUGGGGUGAAGAUCUGGCCGUUGGUGAGAACGUGAUGAUGUUGUCUGAUGGGGCCGGGGAUUUAGCAAGGGCCCUUCGAGUGCCGUUGGAUUCGAGUGGUGGGGACUGUUUGGGGUUAGGUGUACGGUCAAGGAGGUUUUGGUUGUCUGCUUUGAACGGCGUGGUUACUAGCCUGAGCGUAGACUUUAGUGAUGGUGAUGACGUCAUAUCUCCUGAAAUGAACGGUGAUGUGAGAAUUUUAUGUUGA
Camellia sinensis is the source of this 759-nucleotide messenger RNA. NCBI's taxonomy places the organism in Eukaryota, Viridiplantae, Streptophyta, Magnoliopsida, Ericales, Theaceae. The record is from RefSeq and is a predicted model, not a curated record.